Messenger RNA from Spinacia oleracea (spinach), 2510 nucleotides. RefSeq lists its product as uncharacterized. The record is from RefSeq and is a predicted model, not a curated record. Lineage: Eukaryota; Viridiplantae; Streptophyta; Magnoliopsida; Caryophyllales; Amaranthaceae. Bases 1574 to 2329 code for a protein of 251 amino acids. The transcript has 7 exons.
GAAAUCCCCUCCAAACAUAUCCUACCCCUUUUAAAAGCAAGAACUCUCUUCUUAACUCUCCUUAAGAAUAGUGGAUUUACGUCCACGUCCUUAAGUUCCUUCAUUAAUUACGCCCCUGCCAUUACCAGCUGUCAAUUUUCCAUGAACAUCCCCUGCCAUUACCAGCUGUCAAUUUUCCAUGAACAAAUUAUCCAGGUGUCCCUCUUCCCUGUCUUCGCCCUCCUGCGUCCUUCUACUCCUCCCCUCUGCAAUGGCGUUCUUGACCUUUCUCGGUUUUUAUCUCCAUCUUCCAUUGUCUUCGUACAGCUCCUCUAUCUUCUUCUCUCCUUCGCCUAUUUCCUACCUAUACUCUGAAUUAACAGCAAACCCUAAAUCCCUAAUUUUGGGAUUUCAAUGAACCAGAAGAAAGCAAUAGGUGCCUCCACCCUCCUCUUCAUCGCGGUUGCCCCUCCGCCAUCUUCUCUCCUACCUUUGUUCUUCGAUCUGCUGGUAAAUGCGAUCCAACUUCAUAAUCCGAUCUGCAGCGCUCCAUCGUCGUCUCUGGCAAGGUCUCCAAAUAACACCUUCGAGGAUUCCAAUGCAAAGCACAGAUUCAAAAAAUCUAUGGAAUCCUCCAAGUUGUUAUUGGAAAUCUUGUUGACAGAGAGAGAGAGAAAAAUUUGGAGAUAUCUCCAAAAUUAAAGUUUGACAUCAUCUCUAAGGAAAUACGCUGAAAAUAUGGAUUCUUCCGUAUCUCUAUAUACCCAACUUAAGGCAACCCAAUCUUUCUUCGUGACGGCGGGUCCAAAUGUAAUUGAGCCAGAAGAGCACGUUAUGAAGAUGGCUAAGCACAUAAAAGGCUAUAACAACCAAAGUUGGAGUGCCUCUGAUCUUCAAGUCCAGCUUUGACAAGACUAUCAGGACAUCUUCUAAAUCAUUCAGGGUCCUGGUAUGGCUUAAGGCCUCCAAAUCCUUGAGAAAUGAAAGUAGCAUAUGACCUCCCUACAGUAACUAAUGUGCAUGAAAGCAGUCAGUGUGAAGUUGUGGGUAAAAUUGCUGAUGUCAUAAUCUAGGUUUGCUUAUCCUUCUCCUUGCAUUUACACCUAGGUUUGCUUAACUGAUGUUAUAAUCUAGCUUUUUUAAAUGGUUUUGAUUGAUUAAAUGAUGUUCAAAAAAAUAAAAUUGACCCCAUUUUUUGUUCAAUAAAACUACAAAAUAAACACUAUAAGUUAAACAAUCAGGUAGUUGGAAUCGGUAAUUUUAAGAAUUUGAUUCUGGUUACGCUCCCUAGAAUUCAGGCAAAGUACCCGAUCUUUCACCCGGCCAAAAUUAAUCUGAAUUAAGAUAUCGAAUUGAACCUGAACUACAUUGAUAGUUUUGUACUCGUUAGGUGGUGACGUAUUAUUAUUCUUUUCUUUAGAAUAAAUCCCGUGCACCGGGUGUAAAGCAUAACACCUAGAACUUCCUCCCGAUAUGGAACUCCCAAGACCACGAGACCAUGUCAAACUCCCAAGGGGUCAAUUUUGGCCUAUGUCCAUGUGUGCAUCUAGCUUGAUGAAGCUUUUCCCUCUAAAGGGGUUAUGUACCGAGAUAUAUGUGCCUCAUUUGCUGCUGCUUCUCCCUCUCAACAAGCAUGUCCACUGUGAUUAUUCAUGAUCCAAACGGAGCUAGGGCAAAUGCGCUCACAGAUUGGGCACUGACUCACCAGGACAUCCUCGCUAACAGACAGGCUAGAGUCUUGGAUGUUAGGAACCCCUCGCCAUUAAGGGUGAUCAUAACCCUUGAUGAUCUCAACCAGAAGACAAACAUUAAUACAAUACAAGAGGAGCGCCUCUGGGUGAAAGUUGUUGUCCCCGAGCUGGACUUUGAUAGGGUGCAUGCAUACAUAGGCUGUUGUAAUUGUGGCAGACGCACAGAUGUUCCAGUGGGGAAAGCCUACACAUGCACCAACUGUUCACAGAAGGGAUCUAUGGCUUGUCCCAGGGUAACUACCAACUGUGACAUCUCUGACAGUACAGGGACACGUUCAGUAACCAUGUUCACUUCGGACUCUGAAACGUUGUUCAGGAUGCCUGCUGAAGAUAUAUUUCGAAUCAAACAUACUAAGGAUGAUAUAGCAAUCAAGGCAGCAACGGAGAUGGUCCGUACCAAACCUAUCUUGGUUCAACUUGGCCCAACAGUAGCUCUCUCUAAAAGCAAUGCGUUGCAGUGGUGUCUCAAGAAGGUGGCUUUGGAGGAGAACACUGAGGAGGCUUCUGAGGAGAAUGAGGAGAAUGACCAGGCGGCUUUGGAGGCUUCUGAGGAGAAUGACCAGGCGGCUUUGGAGAACACUGCUGCGCCUAAGAAGUGAUCAAUUCCAGCAAGGUUGGGUUAUGUAUGAAAGCUAUUAUCAGGCCCCUUUUGUUGUGUGAAACCUAUUAUUAGUAUGACAAUUUAGUAUGUGUGAAAGCUAAGUACUAGAGAAAGGCGAUAUGCAUCAAGCCUUUUGCAAGAAACUCAUGUUAAUGUUGCAAUGCUUAUUUUGAACUCCA